AUGAAGCAUAGGAAGGCGUGCGGUUGGGGAUCUACUAUAGGAAAGAGAAAGCGCGCCGACUUGGAUACUUCAAUGGAGGGGCGUGUGGAGGAAGAAGGGAUCCCCGGGGAAGAGAAGCCUAACCCAGAUAGACUCUUCACCGUAACCUGCGUGUGCAUAUACCUGCUAUGCAACACCAACUGCUACAACCAUUACUACCGUCUGAUGAGUCUUCUGAGGGAGAUUAGGACCUUCCACUUACACGAGCGAGUGAAUCAUUUCGUUAACGAGUUAGCCAAGGUGGACCCCAAGUGUCAGCAUGUCUGGAACAUGAAAAAUGCCCUCCUCUACAUGUACGUGGAGAUGUGCCUCAAGAGGAGUCACCUAGUUGUGAAACAAAAAAAAAAUAAGAAAGACGCGCAUGUAUAUUCAAAUGAGGAAAUUUUAAAAUACGUGAAGGACAAUUUCCGCUUUUUUGUUAACAUAUUGGAGCUCAAGUCGUACAACUAUAUGGCCACGUCUCACAUUUGUAAAUUUAAUCAGCUUAUUGGUUUUCUGUGCAUGCGAAAAAAGAACGGUCCUUGUGAAAGCACCUCACUUCGCAGAACGAUGGAGAAACGGUUUUACACAAUUGUAAAGAAAAAUGCCUACUACUACGCCAUGCACAAUUCGUUCCUUCUGGUCCAUCUUCAGGAUAUGUAUCUCUCCCUGGUGGAGUGUUUAAGGGACAGCUACUACUGCGUUGCCGUAAGGACAAACCUGUUUACGUAUAGUUUCGAUUUGGUCAGAGGACAUGAACUGUGCAGUGAUGAUCGGUGGGAGAUGGCGAAAGGUGGGUGGGUGGUGGUUGGAAGUCCCCGGUAUGGCAGUAACCGAUGUGGGUACGAGCGAGCGAACUCCAAGGGCGUGCACACAAGUAACAACCGUCGCAGAGAUGGUCGACACGACGGGGGAGAAGGACCCUUACAGGCAAUGUCCAACACUAUGGAAGAAAUCACGUACAGGGAAGAAGUGCACAUGGGGUACCCCCCUGUGAGAAGCCAUUUUUCCCACCACAAAAGUACAUACCUCGAGUAUAUCCUGUUUGAAAGGGAUGAGGGGAAAAAAAAAAAAAAUGAAACAACAGAAAAAAAUUAUGAACAGGUCAGAGAAUUUACGCCACAUAUAUUGUACAAAAAAUUGAAAAGCAAAAUGAAAAAAUAUAAAGAUCUUUCGAGACAGAUGAUCCACCUGUUGGACAAAUUAUAUAGCGAAAAAAUCUACAUUCAUUUUUAUUCCAAUGUGCUGAGGAACGUGCUGUACUGCCGAUGCAACUGUAACUUUUUUUUCCUCGAGGUGGUCUGUAAUGUAAUCCUACCGCUGCAGCUGAAACGGCCCAUUGGAGGGAAGAAUGAUUCACCAAUUGGGAGAAGCGAUGAAUGGGAAGGAACAUCUGCUUUGGAAAACCAACAAACGGUAAAAAAAAAACGCACACGGGAAGAAAUAUCACGGCUGCUGCGCUCUGUAGACCGUUAUCUUGAGAAAGAAUUGAAAUACCUCUUCCAUGAGUACACUCUCUUCAGAGUAAAAUAUAGUGGGGAAAAAAAAAACAAUCUCACCAAGCGGGUUAGCAGACUGCUCAAACGAGAGCAAAAGACGCAACAAACGGGAGAAGCCACAUGUCCCCCUUUUCUUGAAACCAGACAAAGCAACAGAUUAAUCCUCCAUGACAAACUCAACUGUAAUGAUAAUUUACACACCUUGAGAAAAAUAUACUUAGACAUAUUACGCUUUUUUAAAAAGACAAAAAUGAAAGAUUUGAACAAAACGGGCACCUCGUUUGGUCAUUUGGCCAACCGCCAAUCCAAGACAACACCCAGAAGAGGUCCAAACGAAAUGCCCUUUUUGAAGUUCCUUUUUUCCGCGAAUUUCCGCCUCUUUUUGUGUGAGCACAGGUACGCGCUUUAUCUGCUACGCGAGUUGCAAGAAUGA
Messenger RNA from Plasmodium fragile, 1950 nucleotides. RefSeq lists its product as uncharacterized. The record is from RefSeq and is a predicted model, not a curated record. Lineage: Eukaryota; Apicomplexa; Aconoidasida; Haemosporida; Plasmodiidae. The transcript has 4 exons. The coding region runs from base 1 to 1950 and encodes 649 amino acids.